GCAUUCCCAAACCAGCCCAGAAAAAGCCGCUUUACAUUUCUUCUUUGUUUUAUAAUCAACGGAGUAACUCUCAGUCACGAAUUCGAUUGCUAGAUAGCUAUCAGUAAACUGGGGCUAGAUACUUCAGUUCCUAAAUUUAGGUGUAGAAGCACACAAUGGGUAAAGAUGAGGAAAAUAACUCACCAAAAUGUGACCUAGGUUCUCAACCGGCACAGCAAUUUCCUGUACCAUCUUCAUAUUUAAGCACUUCGCUACCAACUGGGCAUGUUCCGCAGAUUCACAUGUGGCCCUCUCAACAGCCAUUCAUGCCCCCAUAUGGGAUGCCUUAUCCAAUGAUCUACCCUCAAGGAAUUGUUUAUGCUCAUCCUGCAGUCUCUCUAGCUGCAGUUACUUCAAGCGUGGAAUUGGUUCCUAAGCCAUCAGAGGCUAUUGAUCAAAAUUCAGCAAAAAGGUUAAAAGGGCAUAAUGGGCUUGCUGUGCCAAUCACUAAUGACAACUUUGAGGUUAAUGCUGAAGGAUCUGUCCAUGGGACAUCACAAAGUGAUGACGUUGCGACUUCUACUGAUGAAAGUAAUGAAGGUAUGGAGGAUCCUAAAACUGUUGAACAGCCUUCCUUAAAUAGAACUCCAGAAAUAAGCUUCGCUCGUAAUGCUGUAAGGUUUCCCAUUGAAGUCUCGGUCCAGGAUGAACGGCAGCUGAAAAGGGAGAAAAGGAAGCAAGCUAACAGAGAAUCUGCAAGGAGAUCCAGGCUAAGGAAGCAGGCUGAAUAUGAGGAGGUGGUGAGGAGAUAUGAGUCCCUGAACAAGGACAAUACUAAUCUCAAGUCUGAAAUGAAUAAGUUGAAAGAGGAUAUGGAGAAAUUGAGGCUCGAAAAUGCUACAUUAAUGGAGAAGCUGGAAUCUACCCAACCCAGACAGCCUGGAGAAGCGGUUCCAAAUGACCCUAAUGUUAAGCUUGAGGACUCUUGCAACAAGAAGUAAAAUGGAGACUUCAAAUGAUUAUGACAGACUUCUAAAUGUUGGUUCACAAAUCAGAAGCGUUUUCCCCAGGCAAACACCGGCUAUUCAAACCUGUUAUUAUGCAACUGAUCUUGUCAUGGCAUCACUGAAUGUUAGAUGGAAAGGCAACUCAAUGGUUUUUGCACUUCCUGGCUUACUUUCAGUUAGUUUCAAGGUUUGGUUAUCUGAUAUGAAAGUUAGGAUCUGGUUAAUUUUAUUUUUAAAAAAUUAUUCCGCAUCACCUGGCUCGCCUGCUUAGCUUUCAGGCGUGGCUCUGUUGUGUAGAAUCUAGGACUGAAGCUUCUUGAUUUGAAGAUCUUAGCCUCUGCAUUUUAUGACUUUUUAGUGUGCA
Molecule: messenger RNA, 1350 nt
Organism: Ipomoea triloba (trilobed morning glory)
Lineage: Eukaryota; Viridiplantae; Streptophyta; Magnoliopsida; Solanales; Convolvulaceae
Product: G-box-binding factor 3-like
Exons: 10
Coding region: 156-980 (274 amino acids)
Biological process (GO): regulation of DNA-templated transcription
Cellular component (GO): nucleus
Molecular function (GO): sequence-specific DNA binding; DNA-binding transcription factor activity
Source: RefSeq, a predicted model, not a curated record